AUGCCUUCGCGUACCGACUCGCCACUUCAAAUUGCCAUCAUCGGCGCCGGCCUCGGCGGACUUGGUGCUGCUGUCGCCCUGCGUCGCCAAGGGCACGCCGUGACUGUCUAUGAGAGAUAUGAUUUUGCCGGAGAGGUUGGCGCAUCUUUGAGUGCCGCCUCGAAUGGAUCGCGCUUUUUGGAAGAGUGGGGUGUCGAUGUGAAAGCGGCCAAACCAGUUAUUCUAAAGCAAUUGAUCAUGCACAAUUGGUCUGAUGGUGAAGUGCAAAGCACAUAUCCCCUGGGCGAUUACAAGUCCAAAUUUGGCACGGACUAUAAUAAUUUUCACCGAAUUGAUAUUCACAAAGAGCUCAUUAAAUCUGCGUUUGAAGAACCAGGCGAGGGCCCUGCAUGUGUCCUAAAGGUUAACCACAAGGCGGUUGAGGUCAGCGCCGAAGAUGGAAAGAUCAAGUUUGAGAAUGGAGUCGAAACAACUGCCGACAUUAUCGUGGCCGCCGACGGAAUUAGGUCGGCGACAAGAGAGCUCAUUGGAAUUACUCCCGAAUUCGAAAUGUCGACCUCUUGCUGCUAUAGAUGCAUUAUCGGUGCCGAUAAGCUUCGGUCUCUCGCCAUUGAAUACUGGGGUGGUUAUGGAAUCAACAAGAUCGUCAUGUCACCUUGCAGUAAUGGCGAGGUUGUGAGCUGUUACUGCUUCUAUCCAGCGUCAUUUAAUAACCUCCGCGAAGACGGCUGGGAUAUCGGUGCAACACCAGAGCAGCUAGUCGAGACAUUCCCUGAUCUGGACCCUAGAAUGCAAAAGUUGAUGCUCAAUGCUGAAGAUAUCAAGAUGUGGCGCUUGUAUAGACACCAGCCAUAUCCGUUCUGGGCCAAGGGCAAGGUCUGCCUUCUUGGAGACGCUGCACACCCCAUGAUGCCCGACCAGUCUCAAGGUUCUUGCAUGGCGUUUGAGGAUGCUGGUGCUUUGGGCAUUGUCUUCAACAAGAACUUUCGCGAGACCUACAGUACGACUGAGGGCUUGGCUCUUUAUGAGAAGCUACGCAAGCCACGCGCUACCCGGGUACAGGAAGCGAGUUUCCGGGCUCGUGAAGAUUUGAGCGAACGUAUUGGCUGGAGUUCUUCGUCAGACCGUCCAGGAAAAUUGACGAUCGAGGAGGUCUGCGGAUAUAACAUGCGAGACCAUUUGGCUGACCUAGUUUCAGAGCUGAAGAAGGCUGAUCUGUAG
This is a messenger RNA of Penicillium cosmopolitanum, 1221 nucleotides long. RefSeq lists its product as uncharacterized. The coding region runs from base 1 to 1221 and encodes 406 amino acids. The record is from RefSeq and is a predicted model, not a curated record. The transcript has 7 exons. Gene Ontology annotation, molecular function: FAD binding; monooxygenase activity. Lineage: Eukaryota; Fungi; Ascomycota; Eurotiomycetes; Eurotiales; Aspergillaceae.